Molecule: messenger RNA, 1365 nt
Organism: Cylicostephanus goldi
Lineage: Eukaryota; Metazoa; Nematoda; Chromadorea; Rhabditida; Strongylidae
Source: the annotation of a GenBank genome assembly
AUGCGGUACAAAGCUGAUGAGUCAAAUUUCAGCUCACAACUCGCCUUAUGUGCCAAUUUUCUUUACUCAACGUUUUUCAAAUGGGCAUCGGACGAAUUGUGCUCACCAUUUUUCUUUUCAUACUAUAUGGCAAAGACGAUGCAUGUCUCGGUUACACUCUCAGUUCUCGUCCAUAUGGCCGGGGUUUUUCAUGUUGUUGCACUCUCAAUAAUCCGAUAUUAUUCUCUGGCUAGGCUAGCAGCUAUCAAUUCUUCACAACCAUGGUUCACUUACAAGAAAUGUCGCGUGUCUUUGACGAUAAUUUACGUAAGCGUAGCUAUUAUAUGUAUUCCUUUGCACUUCACAUCGGAAGUGGUGAUGGUGCCAGAAAACGAGGGAUGUGCAGCUCGAUAUCCGAAUCUCCGGAACGCAACAAGUUUUCAACUUCAGUUCUCUUCCUUUCCCUAUCUGCAUACCUUCAACUUUUGGCUUUUCAAUUUAUGUUCCAAGAUCGUACCAUCGAUUAUUUUGUGCCUCAUGACAUUGCUGAUUUUGGAUCAACUGAAGCGUAUCCGUCUAUUAAGUGCACGAUUUACCAGCGUUGAAAGAGACAAACAAUAUCAAAGAACUACGAAUAUGAUUUUGUAUGGCGUCAUUCGUCAGGAGUUUGUUUUUGUUACUGAAACGAGUAACUUGGUUGUCAGUCACUUACAUACUCAAUGUGGCAAAGAAUCUGGAAAGAAAAGCCAAAUAGAAGCCCAAACAAAUGCCUCAAGCUAUGCAUUCAUGAACACUAACAAAACGUCAAAGGAUUCUCACACGAAAGGCUUUCAAAGGCAAACAAGGGAUUUGUCGGAGGGGGAAAAUAUUUUUUAUAAAGGGCAACAAUGUGCGAAAAGUGCUAAUGCCUUCGAUUGUUUGGUAACUGUAGAAGCCUGCUACCAAACUCAGCAAAUUUUAGCACCUUUUUGUAUAAUUGCGCGUUUUGAGUGUCAGAAAAACGGUGCCCCAAUGGGAUGGGAUUGGAUUGAGCUCGAAUCAAAUUUUUAUAUUAUCAUGUUUAUCUUCAUCAUUGUCGAAUUUCCGCAAGGAAUACUUGCUGUUCUAUCGACGGUGACAGAAUUGCAGCUCAUAGUAGCAUUAGGCGAUAUUACCGAGAUGAUUACUUUGCUAACAUCUUGUAUUAUAUUCGCCCUAUUUUGCUUGAUGAAUGGAGCAAUACGAUCAGCGUUAAUGGAAUUGCCAUGUCUCCGAUGGCUGAGACAUUGGACCCAAAGGGCCCUUGAAAAAGGGAUUGGACGAGGAAGGGCAAGUGACAAACUACUUGACUAUUCCCUCACCAAUAAAACAAUUAUCGACACUUCUAAAGAUUAUGCGGUUUUGUAA